UUAUAAUGUAAAGGGCAAAAUUGAUAAUAAUUUCAAUAUGCUAUCAAUUGUUCGCAGAUAAUGAAUAUCGGCAAUAAACUAUAUCUAAAAGACAUUGAACAUAUUGCUGAUGAUUCACAUAUCAAACUACGGGUGUUAAAGAUUUGGAAUUUUAUAAAAAAUAACCACGUUUUAUCGAUUGAAAUGAUCGUCAUGGACGAGGAGGGUACAAAAUACCAAUCUCGUGUUUUCCACCAAAAUUUUUCAAGAUUUCGUGACCUUUUAAAGGAAGGUGAAAGUUAUAUCAUUUUAAAACCAAACUUGGCGGGUGUUAAAAAUGGUUUUAGUGUUACCGGUCAGAAACAGACAUUAACUUUGGAUUGGAAAAGUAUCAUAAAAAAAUUUGAUGAUUUUUCGGGUCCCGUUAAUGGUUUUGUGUUUGUUGAUUUCAACUCUAUCAUCGAACAGAAAUGCCCAAGAGACACAUUAUUUGGAAUUAGUCAAGCCCAAAGUCAUUUUGAUGUAACCAAAAUGUUCAUUAAUUCAGACAUUGUUGAAAUUAAUGAGUUUAAGAAAGAAUUGAAGGCUAAUAACAAAGGAGAUAUGUCUGAAAAAAGCAUUACUACACUCCCAAGCUACUCCACCUUUUAUAUAGAUGAUUUUAAAGGUGAUUUCCCUUUAAAAACUGUAUGUGAGAUCACAGAACCACUUAAGGAAAUGAAAUUUCUAUUAGCUGGUUCCAUCGUCAAUAUAAAGACAGAAUCUACCUUGGCUGGUGAAAGUUUGGAACUAUAUCCAAAUCAUAUGAACGUCUUGAAAAACCGCAAAUUUGUGUUUCUUGUAGAUGUUACAUCCUACAAUGUCACCAACUAUAACAAUAUCUACACCGUUGUCAAACUUACAGAAGAUGAGUCUGUUGUUUUAGAAUUGGAAAGUAAACGAGAACUUAUGGUAAAUAAUGUUUUAAUAGUGUCCUUAAAUAAAGUACCCAUGGAAUCAGAUGAGGUCAUUCAAAAUGUUCAAAAGGAUGUCAUAUCACAAACGGAUGAGAAUUUUACUCCCUCAACAAUUGAUAAAUCAUCUGCAACAAGUCCAUUGAAAAUAUCAGGUGAUUUGAAGCGCAACCUCCAUGAUAUUUAUGAUGUUGAUGGUGGAGAAGAUGAUGGUGAUGCAAAUUCUAUAAAAUCAAAUACGGAAUCUUUUGGUGAAGAUACUCCAGUUUGGGUGCCAAAAGUGGAGAACUGA
This is a messenger RNA of Lactuca saligna, 1224 nucleotides long. The record is from the annotation of a GenBank genome assembly. NCBI's taxonomy places the organism in Eukaryota, Viridiplantae, Streptophyta, Magnoliopsida, Asterales, Asteraceae.